Ceratotherium simum simum (southern white rhinoceros) is the source of this 1152-nucleotide messenger RNA. RefSeq names its product MRT4 homolog, ribosome maturation factor (gene MRTO4). Gene Ontology annotation, molecular function: RNA binding. Gene Ontology annotation, cellular component: preribosome, large subunit precursor; nucleolus. The record is from RefSeq and is a predicted model, not a curated record. NCBI's taxonomy places the organism in Eukaryota, Metazoa, Chordata, Mammalia, Perissodactyla, Rhinocerotidae. Gene Ontology annotation, biological process: ribosomal large subunit biogenesis; nuclear-transcribed mRNA catabolic process; rRNA processing.
AGAGUUGGGACGGCACGCGAAGUCCCGGGUGGGGCGCUCAGGACUCGGAGGACCCCGGACGGGCGAGAAAUCGCCCUGGAGACGCGGGGAAGAGCGCAGGCGGUGGCCAGCAGCAGGAGGGGGCCGUAGCGCAGAUUGAGUCAGGCACGCGCGAGGGCAGCCCCCGAGGGCCAUCCCAGAGUUCCCCGCGCCGCCGGGGUCCUAACAGGCAGCACCGUCUUCCGCCGCACGUGUCUGCAGCGAGAUGCCCAAAUCUAAGCGCGAUAAGAAAGUUUCCUUAACCAAAACUGCCAAGAAAGGCUUGGAACUGAAACAGAACCUGAUCGAAGAGCUUCGGAAAUGUGUGGACACGUACAAGUACCUUUUCAUCUUCUCCGUGGCCAACAUGAGGAACAACAAGCUGAAGGACAUCCGGAACGCCUGGAAGCACAGCCGGAUGUUCUUUGGCAAAAACAAAGUGAUGAUGGUGGCGUUGGGUCGAAGCCCAUCUGACGAGUACAAAGACAACCUGCACCAGGUCAGCAAGAAGUUGAGGGGUGAAGUUGGUCUCCUCUUCACCAAUCGCACUAAGGAGGAAGUGAACGAGUGGUUCACCAAAUACACAGAGAUGGACUACGCCCGAGCUGGGAACAAAGCAGCGUUCACCGUGAGCCUGGACCCAGGGCCCCUGGAGCAGUUCCCCCACUCCAUGGAGCCACAGCUGAGGCAGCUGGGCCUGCCCACUGCCCUCAGGAGAGGCGUGGUGACCCUGCUGUCCGACUAUGAGGUGUGCAAAGAGGGCGACGUGCUGACCCCAGAGCAGGCCCGCAUCCUGAAGCUUUUCGGGUAUGAGAUGGCCGAAUUCAAGGUGACCGUCAAAUACAUGUGGGAUGCACAAUCCGGAAGGUUCCAGCAGAUGGGAAAUGAGUUGCCAGAGAGCGCGCCCGAGUCAGAAGAAGAAUCAGAACAAGAAGAUGACAACUGACGGUACUGGGGACUGAAGGCCUCCCGGCCGAUCCAGGUCUCAUCUCGACUGGACCCGCGGGACUGCCGCCACCCCUCUUGGGGCAGCAGCUGUUAUUCUGCUGUGGAUCAAGACGAGGGAGGGCAAUAGGGACAGACUGUUGUUCCAUAAAGAAUAAAACUUCGUCAGCAGGGUGUCUCCCUGUAGAC